AUGAGUUUUUCACCUGAUGCGGACCCUUUAAAUUGGUUUGCUGCUAGUGUAAUGACGAUUAAUGGAGUUUUUGGAAUUACUUGCAAUACACUCAUAAUUGCAAGUUUUAUAAGGUCCCCAACAGAGCGAACAUCGUUUAACCUAAUAUGUUCGUAUCGAGCAGUUGGUAAUUGUAUUAUUCUUCUAUGGGGAUUUUUAGGCACAUUCGUUCCAAUAACUUUAUUUGGAGACACGUUGUUUCCCCCAAUAUAUCAGUUCAUUGUUUUGACUUGUGUUAAUAGUCUUUAUGCUGGGCUUCAAUAUUGUGGAUUUUUGAUAGCUAUUAAUCGAUUUUGUGCAAUGUAUAUUCCAAUGUUCUACUCUACAUUAUUUGGAGUGAAGAUAACAUUUAUACUAACAACAUUAAUUUUUGUGUACAGGAUUGUAAAAAUUAUAAUGGAACUGAUCCACUAUAUUCCACUUCAAUGUUUUUCUUCAUUUUCUUCAUAUGAUAUUUCCUGGGCACCUGCAAUGGAUGAAAGAUGCCGAAAGUAUGGUGGAGUUGUUGAUGAAUCUCUUUUGAUCCUCGGAACAUUAGUUGCAAUAAACUGUGCAACUUUUGUGAAAAUCUAUUUGUUUUACAAAGCAACUGAAUUGGAUUCAAGAGAAGUUAAGGAAAAAAUGAAGAAGAAUAGAAUACUAUUCAUUCAGACAAUUAUUCAAGACUUGACCUAUAUCAUUGAUUUGAUUUUUACUUUUCAAUUAAGCGGACUAAUUUCUGCAAGAUAUUGGACAUUUAUCAGUGGAAGUUUUAUUUGGCAAUGUGUUCAUUCUUUUGAUGGUUUGAUCAUGAUAAUGUUCAACGAAAAGCUCACCCUCUUCAAAAGGAGUUUUUUCUCUUCAUCAUCUGAUGUUCAGUCAGUGGCUCCGGCAACAAAAUUGUUCGAUACCGUGGCAACAAAUAGAAAUUACAAUGUUUCUCCAAUUGGAUGA
Molecule: messenger RNA, 972 nt
Organism: Caenorhabditis elegans
Lineage: Eukaryota; Metazoa; Nematoda; Chromadorea; Rhabditida; Rhabditidae
Gene: srx-80
Product: 7TM GPCR serpentine receptor class x (Srx) domain-containing protein
Exons: 7
Coding region: 1-972 (323 amino acids)
Source: RefSeq, marked reviewed